Laccaria bicolor S238N-H82 is the source of this 884-nucleotide messenger RNA. RefSeq names its product glycoside hydrolase family 61 protein. The record is from RefSeq and is a predicted model, not a curated record. Lineage: Eukaryota; Fungi; Basidiomycota; Agaricomycetes; Agaricales; Hydnangiaceae. Bases 141 to 656 code for a protein of 171 amino acids. The transcript is spliced from 4 exons.
UAUCCGCCAAGUUUCCACUCCAAAGCCUAACAUGGGUGCCAGCAAUCCAGCGCUCAACUGUGGGCCUGAUGCUCAACUCACGACCCUCAUCGCCAACGCGAACCUAGGUGACCAGCCUGGCUUCGAUUAGAAAGGCGCUGAUGGCAGCGGCUGGCCUCACAAUACUGGCCCAAUGCUCACAUAUCUGGCAUCUUGAGGGUCAACGACCUGUGACAGGUUUGACGCACAACCUGCCGAAGUUUAAGAUCGACGUAGUAUCAUUGUCCGGCUCCCUCGCAAGCACACAACUCCCAUCCAACCUCGCGCUAGGAAACUACCUCACCCGCCACGAAAUCAUUGCUCUCCAUCUCGCCAAAUCACUCGGCGGUGCAGAGUUUUACCCCGCCUGUUCGCAGCUUACGGUUGGCGCAUCGGGCACUGGAGUCCCUGACCCUUUGGGUGGUCACUUGCCAGGCGCGUGCAGCGACAACGACCCUGGCAUCUUUGAUUCCCAGGUAUUCGAUGCCUGUGCACCAUACAUACACCUUCCCCGGUCCUCCUGUCGCUGCAUUUGUGAACGGUGGCACUUCCACUCCUGGAAACGCAACCACAACCGCAUUUUCAAAGGCAACGGCAACCCAGACCGGUGGUGCCACUGGGACAUCGACGACGUCUAAGGGGAAGAUGUGCAAGCUCAAGAAGGGCAAGUCUGCCUCUUCGUCGUUCGUUCCAUUGGCCUCCGUGGCAGCAGCCAGUCCCACCACCACCGAUAUGUACCCCCGACACUUCAGCAGGGACCCCACGACAUGCACGCUCGCGAUUCUGACUGCUGUUUAGAUCCCGCCUUGUUGUAUUCAUACCCGGUCAUUCAUAUUAUAGGAUGUAUAGUACAUUGCUAUCAUUGC